Rattus norvegicus (Norway rat) is the source of this 3153-nucleotide messenger RNA. RefSeq names its product L-2-hydroxyglutarate dehydrogenase (gene L2hgdh). The transcript has 10 exons. The record is from RefSeq and is marked provisional. Lineage: Eukaryota; Metazoa; Chordata; Mammalia; Rodentia; Muridae. Gene Ontology annotation, biological process: tricarboxylic acid cycle; 2-oxoglutarate metabolic process. Gene Ontology annotation, cellular component: mitochondrion; membrane; mitochondrial inner membrane. Bases 23 to 1414 code for a protein of 463 amino acids. Gene Ontology annotation, molecular function: (S)-2-hydroxyglutarate dehydrogenase activity.
GGAAGAGGAGGCGGUGUAGACCAUGUGGCCGACUCUGCGUUAUGUGGGAGGUGUCUGCGGACGGAUUGGGUGCAGCGUUGCUGGGGGCUUCCUCCGCGCUAGCGGGCCGGUGUCCGGGGUGCUCGGGCUACUCUGCAGGGGUGGUCGCAGCUCCAGUACCAGCUCAUUUGAUAUAGUCAUCGUUGGUGGUGGAAUUGUGGGGCUUGCCUCUGCCAGAACACUCAUCCUGAAACAUCCCGAACUUUCAAUUGGUGUGGUGGAAAAGGAGAAAGAUUUGGCUCUUCACCAGACUGGACGGAACAGUGGUGUCAUACAUAGUGGAAUUUACUAUAAACCGGAGUCACUGAAAGCUAAAUUGUGUGUGGAAGGUGCAGCCCUCAUCUAUGAGUACUGUAACCUCAAGGGAAUUCCCUACAGGCAAUGUGGCAAGCUAAUAGUAGCUGUUGAACAAGAAGAAAUUCCCAGACUUCAGGCCCUGUAUGAGCGUGGCCUGCAGAAUGGAGUCCAAGGCUUGAGGCUGAUCCAGCAGGAGGAUAUAAAAAAGAAGGAACCAUAUUGCAGGGGUCUAAUGGCUAUUGACUGUCCGUACACUGGCAUUGUGAACUACCAACAGGUAGCGUUGUCAUUUGCCCAGGAUUUCCAAGAAGCAGGUGGCUCUAUCUUGAAAGAUUUCGAGGUAAAGGAUAUUGGAAUAGCUAAAGAAGACCCUCCAAGAAGUAAGGAUGGGAUGAAAUAUCCAAUCGCUGUCAAGAAUAGUAAGGGAAAGGAAAUUCAGUGUCGAUAUGUUGUGACAUGUGCCGGUCUUUACUCAGACCGUAUUUCAGAGUUGAGUGGCUGCAAUCCUGACCCUCAAAUUGUCCCAUUCCGUGGAGAUUACCUGGUGUUAAAGCCAGAAAAGGGCUACCUUGUAAAAGGAAAUAUUUAUCCGGUCCCGGACAGCCGACUUCCGUUUCUAGGCGUUCACUUCACACCAAGGCUGGAUGGCUCUAUUUGGCUCGGGCCUAAUGCAGUGCUUGCCUUUAAACGGGAAGGCUACAGACCCUUUGACUUCAAUGCCAGAGAUAUUAUGGAAGUAAUUCUCAAAAGUGGUUUCAUUAAAUUGGUGUUCCAGAAUUUCUCUUAUGGAGCUAGCGAAAUAUAUAAAGCCUGUUUUCUCAGUGAAACAGUGAAGCAUCUUCAAAAGUUCAUUCCUGAAAUCACCACCAACGAUGUACUUCGAGGCCCUGCUGGAGUGCGAGCCCAGGCCCUGGACAGAGAUGGAAAUCUGGUGGACGAUUUUGUGUUUGAUGGAGGAGCCGGUGAGAUUGGAGAUCGAAUUCUUCACGUGAGAAAUGCACCUUCGCCUGCAGCCACUUCUUCCCUGGCAAUUUCUAGAAUGAUAGCAGAGGAAGUGCAGCAGAGGUUUAAGUUAUGAGCGACGGAGGGCGCUGUGCCAGCAACCUUACAUUCUCCACAUCAGCAACAAAGUCUACCAGCUGCAUUUUAAAAUUAGAAUUUAAGAAAACAAUUUUAAAACCAUGCCUUUUAGGCUAAAAUAACCAUUGACUUAUUAGCAGGAUAUAGUAUAUAAUAAUUUAAAAAACAUUCAGGUCCAUAUUCUUGUGAACAAGGAAACAAAGUGUAUCACUACCUGUUCUGAAACUUCAAGUUUACUAGAGACUUAGCCCGAUCUAGAUAGGGCUCUUACAGCACAUUUGGGAAGGCAGCAUAAAAAAUGGACUGUCCCUAAAUAAAUGUUUGGAUUUAUAAUAUUUUUCCUUUUCCUAAAUAACUUUAUUUGGAAGAUGAAAAUGCUUGAUUUCAAGAAAUAAAUGAAAUGUCACAUUUCUAAGUAGCACAGGACAAGCUCCGUCUUUCACUUGCAGUCCCACAGUGCGGUCCAUCGCUCCCUGUGAACAGCAUGUGCCUGUGCUUGUUGCCCUCACUACAGUUCUCUGUGGCUGAGAAAGGGAAGUCCCUGAAGGAACUGUGGUUUUAUAUGUGCACUUUAAAAUCCUGACCCCGGGGGGCGUCACUGUGCAAUUUUAUGUCCCUUGCUCACACUAAGGUUCCCAAGAUGUUGGCCAGGAUCACUAGUAGAUAAUUUAUAUCUAUUUGGGUUUUCAGAAUUCUUUGUGAGGACAUUUCUCCAUUUUGGGUUAAUCUCUAACUUGUAGGCAUUCACUUUUGUAAACCGCAAAAGUGCCUUACAUUCAUACUUACUUCACUAACAUGCUGAGUUGGUGCCAAGUGCCAUAGUGUGUGUGUGUGUGUGUGUGUGUGUGUGUGUGUGUGUGUGUGUGUGUGUGCAUGUGUGUAGUACAAACUGUAUACUGUGUAUAUGUGUGUGCACACUCAUGUUCUAGUUAGUGUCUUACAAUUCAGAAGGGUGAAAAUAGAAAUAUAAGUGAAGAACUGGCAACCUGGCCAUGGAUGCAGCCAGCAGCGCUUAGGGGAGACACUUCUGUGUCCCCUCCUCAGGGUUAAUCUCUUUUUUCCUCACCAACACUGUGAUGGAUGGAUGUGCAUGUUGAUAGGAAAACCUUUUCUUGGUUUUUUUUCUCUUCACUUAGCCCUUGGUGGUUACAUGUACUAAGCUAUCUAAUCUAUUAAUUUAAAAGGAUACAUACUGUGGGCUUCAGGAGGCCACAUACCCCAGAUAAAUAGAUGAGACAGUUAUUCAACACUUGGAACGGACAUUUUGAAACAUUCAGAAACCAUUUACGGGAAAAACAAGCCCUAAUAGUCCUCCAUAAGAACUGGUUCCAAAAGAAACGCACUGCACGGAGUACUUUUGUGUUCUAAGACUUUCGUGAGAAAACAUUGCACUAAGAUUGUUUGACCUCAUGAGUAAGAGCGUUCCUGUUAGAUGUGGUCAGAAUGGAGAUGUGCUUCUGUCUCAUCACGCCAGACCUGUGCACACACACUAAACUGUGAAAGACAAAGUUACAAGUAUAAAACAAAAACUAUCAUGAUAGAAGCAAUCCUUAAUGCUUUUGGGUCUGUAUUGUAUGCCCCAAAAUAAUAGUGAAAAUUGUUGAAAUAUGUCAGUUAAUCUGUUUGUAAAAUAUUUGAUAUUUAUGUCAAUGGGACUUUUUGUUAAAUACUAAUAUAUAAGAAUUUUCAUGUUUUCUGAGAAAAUAAAAAUAUAUUAGUAUUAAAAUAUUGUAAUGU